CGAAUAGGACAUCAAUUUCAAUCUCAACGUUGAACAGUCAAUACAAGUCUACAGUCUACAAGAGAAAUCUAAAAACUAGCAAAAAUGGCCUACGAAACUUUGAUAAACACCACCUACAAUCCAGUUUGCCAGAAGAAGACCUACACCCCCGCCAAGGCCAUGAAGAAGAUCUUCAAGGUGGCCUGCAAAAUCUUUAAAACUUCUGGCCACCAGCAACUCAAGAACCAGACCAUCUCGAAGGAACUCCCACUGCCUAUAUCCGAAGAGGAGCUCCAGAACUCCCUCAACGAGACCCUGGAAGCCGAGUUUGUCAAACUGUAAUCAAGGAAAAUGGGAAAUUCCGAAAAAAAAACUUCCUAAACAGCUUUAAAGACUUCAACGGAAUCCGGUCUCUAAACAUCCGAAUCAGCUUUAACUCCACACUAUGCAAGUGGACAUUUCAAAAUGCAUAAAUUUAUAAACAGCUUUAAUCAUUGUCUUCCAUCUAUGUUUAAGAAUGUAUGAAUAAAUAUACAUAAUAUUAAUACUGAAA
This is a messenger RNA of Drosophila eugracilis, 532 nucleotides long. RefSeq lists its product as uncharacterized. The record is from RefSeq and is a predicted model, not a curated record. The transcript has a single exon. NCBI's taxonomy places the organism in Eukaryota, Metazoa, Arthropoda, Insecta, Diptera, Drosophilidae. Bases 85 to 321 code for a protein of 78 amino acids.